Myotis myotis is the source of this 1596-nucleotide messenger RNA. It is a transcript of the gene COPS8, whose product is annotated as COP9 signalosome subunit 8. Bases 91 to 729 code for a protein of 212 amino acids. The transcript is spliced from 8 exons. Gene Ontology annotation, biological process: COP9 signalosome assembly; protein deneddylation. Lineage: Eukaryota; Metazoa; Chordata; Mammalia; Chiroptera; Vespertilionidae. Gene Ontology annotation, cellular component: COP9 signalosome. The record is from RefSeq and is a predicted model, not a curated record.
GCGGCUUUACGUCAUCACUUGUGCGACGCCCCGCCGGACAGCCUGGGGUCUGCUCUUUAGGAAGGUGCAGGAGUGGGACCGGCAGGGAAGAUGCCCGUGGCCGUCAUGGCAGAAGGUGCCUUUAGUUUCAAAAAGUUGCUAGAUCAGUGCGAGAACCAGGAGCUCGAGGCACCUGGAGGAAUUGCUACACCCCCAGUGUAUGGUCAGCUUCUAGCUUUAUAUCUGCUCCAUAAUGACAUGAAUAAUGCAAGAUAUCUUUGGAAAAGAAUACCACCUGCUAUAAAAUCUGCAAAUUCUGAACUUGGGGGCAUUUGGUCAGUAGGACAGAGAAUCUGGCAGAGAGAUUUCCCUGGAAUCUACACGACCAUCAACGCUCACCAGUGGUCUGAGACGGUCCAGCCGAUCAUGGAAGCACUUAGAGAGGCAACGAGGAGACGGGCCUUCGCCCUGGUCUCUCAGGCCUACACCUCCAUCAUCGCGGACGACUUCGCAGCGUUCGUCGGGCUCCCUGUGGAAGAGGCUGUGAAAGGGAUAUUGGAGCAAGGAUGGCAAGCUGACUCCACCACAAGAAUGGUCAUGCCCAAAAAGCCAGCUUAUUUAGUUGCAGGGGCCUUGGAUGUCUCCUUUAACAGGUUUAUUCCCUUAUCAGAGCCUGCCCCAGUUCCGCCGAUCCCCAACGAACAGCAGCUCGCCAGGCUCACCGAUUACGUGGCUUUCCUCGAAAAUUGACGCCUCAUCUGCUUUACGAUGACACCUCAUCAGCGUUCCGUAUCCUGACAAAUGUAAUUUUGUAUUUUCAGUUUAUUGGAUGGAUUAAGCACCUCGGCGCUCCAUACUGAGUAUGUGAUAAAAUACAGAUGUAAUAUAAAGCAUGUUAUAUAUUUGUCCUUGCACAUCAUGCUGAGUAGUGGUGAGACAGUUCUCCUUUGGUGGCAGCUGGCAGUGUGGGUGAGGCUGCCAGGACGACGCAGUCAGCCUAUAUUUCCGGGACUCGUAGGUGCAGCCCCCCGCCUCACGAAGCACAGUGCAUGGCAGCGUCUGUCCCACCCGCACCCGGUGCUAUCCCAUCCGGUUUGAGGAAGGCUGUCCCUGGGGGCGUUGUCUGAAUUGGGGGUGGUCCUGAGGCACCCUCUUUGGAGAAUAUGCUCUCUUUUCUCCUCCGCUCCCACGAGUCACUGAUAUAGGAUGAUGAGGAACAAGAGACAUUUCCUUAGUGAACCAGAUUGUUGGGUUCCUCCCUUAGUGUGAGUGCAUCCGUUGCUGGCAGUGGAGGGCUUGCCGUGGAAGUGGGACUUGAGACACUUUAGACGCUUAUGAGAAGUGUUACGUUGUGCUGUUUCUUCUCAGAAGAGGGAAACGUGUAUUGGGAAGAAGCUAUUGAGAUGAGUAACACUUUGUACUGCUGUAUUGCAGCCUGCUGGGUGCUGUGUUUACCCCUCGGUUCAGUUCUGCCUUUUGGAAAAAUACUGAACAAGUCUUUCAUUUUUCGUGUGAUAGCCCUCUGAAUAUUUGAAGUUGUUUAUUGUAUUUUCAGGUUAAAACACCCUCGAGUUCAUUUAUUUUGCAUUUGUUCAAUAAAUAUUUAAUUGAUUUCUU